Dioszegia hungarica is the source of this 1008-nucleotide messenger RNA. RefSeq lists its product as uncharacterized. The record is from RefSeq and is a predicted model, not a curated record. Lineage: Eukaryota; Fungi; Basidiomycota; Tremellomycetes; Tremellales; Bulleribasidiaceae. The transcript is spliced from 2 exons. The coding region runs from base 1 to 1008 and encodes 335 amino acids.
AUGGCCCAUGUCAGCGACAUCUGGUACUGCCCCCGGUCUGUAAGGGAUGACGCAGAGCUCCUUCCUCCAAAGCUGGCUGUGGCAAGCCGGUUGGCAAAAGCUCGGGGUGAUGGCGCAGCUGCUAGGGCCGUCCAGGAGCUUCCUGCUGCUCGACUGCCUACUCUACAUGGCGAGUGUGGCGAAUCUGGAGCGAUCGCUACACCACUCAAGCUCAAGCUCCACCGAUACAACAUGUCCUCCGCUCUUGCCUCUGCUCCCACAGCUGCCGCGACCUCGAGAUCUCCCUUCAGCAACAAGAUCAACACCGAGUCCUUCGGCAGAGUCCGUGACAUACUCGCGGACUCUCACGCGUGCCUGUCCGCUUACUACUCACAUCUGAGGGAAAUUGGCACCACUUGGGCGACCGGCAACAGUGAGGCUUGGACCGUCAUGACGGAAGAGGAGCGGCUCACGCAGCUCAAGUCCGAGGUGAAGAAGGUUCGCGGGGCGCUGGAUGAUCUGUUCGGAUGUCCGACCAGUCCCGAGACUGAUGACUUCACGGCGCAGCUGAACAACGAUACCGAGCACGUGAACCCGAAUCUUCAACAGAACAUUCUCUUCGCCCUUCAGCCGCCCGCCGAUGUCGGCGUUGCCAAAUUCUCCGCGCGUUUGAUGGCUCACGAGCUGUUGGACCAGAUGCAGUGGCUUCGGACAUACGUUGGCCGCCUGUCAGCUCGCCUGUCUGAUGAUCUGAAGCCUUUUGACAAUCCCGACAGGCCCGACAGUCCCGACUGCGAUUCCGGACGGACCCGCGAGGAAGAAGCCGAAGCAUCGGAUGCCGCGACCAAGGCAGCCAUCGUCGAGGGGGACAUCCGAGGGCGAGGGGCCAAUGUUGGGCUCUUGCUGUCUACGGUCAUACCUGUACACGAGGCGCUAACGAGAUUCCUCGAAACUGAGGCAGCGUGUGAUUGUGGACAAAGGCGCGCCAACAGCAAGACGAGUGAGGAUACGGCGUCGAGCAAGACCUAG